AUGGCCGAUGAAGCAAUUGCCCAAAGGGCAUAUAUCAGGGAAAUUUCUGGUGCCAUACCGGAAUUCAAUGGUCAAAAACUCCAUCUCCAACGAUUCAUAACGGCCCUGAAGGUUCAAAAUGAGACUACAAUAACCGACAUAAUCAAAAAACUGCAGGACACAAUAGUCGGUGAAACAUCCGACGUAAUAAAGGCCAAAAUGGCCAAGACUGUCCAGAAAGGCAAAACUGCCGAGAAGUUUACAACAGAUAUCGACAAUUUACGGAAGCUCCUAGAAGCUUCAUAUAUAGAUGAAGGACUUUCAGCUGAACAUGCUGAUAAGUUCAGUACAAAGGAAGCCAUCGCCGCGAUGGUCAAAAAUUGCGAGCAUGGCCGUCUUAAGACAAUAUUGGAAGCUGGCAACUUCACGAACAUGAAUGAAGCCGUCACAAAGUAUAUACAAUGUAGUACUGAAAUGACGGGUAACGCCAACACAAUAUUAUAUGCGCAAAGAGGUAACUAUCGCGGUAAUAGUUACAAAAAUAAUUAUCGCGGUAGGGGUAAUGGCCGAGGUAAUUACCGAAACAAUGGCCACUACCAACAUUACCAAAACAACCAGAAUAAUCAAAAUAACCAAAACAACUGUUAUAAUCGAAAUAACAACAACAAUAACAAUAACUAUAGAGGAAACAACCGUGGCGGAAACAACCGCAACGGAAACAACAACGGAUCAAACCGUAAUAAUCAGAACAAUGUCCGAUUGGCCCAAACCAACUCGGAAAACCAACAAAACCCUUCAGAUAUUUAG
Molecule: messenger RNA, 786 nt
Organism: Drosophila kikkawai
Lineage: Eukaryota; Metazoa; Arthropoda; Insecta; Diptera; Drosophilidae
Source: RefSeq, a predicted model, not a curated record